CAGUGGGGCUAAUACAUGUUCCCUGCCUCCUGGAAGCAGCUGGCAUGUCCUUGCAGCUUCCUGUGGGUUGGGGUGGGGGAGAGAGGGAGAGGGUUCUGUAUACUGCUCUCACUGGUAAGCACUGACCCUGCAGCUCCUAUUCCCAGGAACGGGGAACCAACAGAAGCUGCAGGAACAGUAGCUGCAGUGACAGCACAUGGAGCCACAUGUCGCCCAGCCCUAGGAGCUACUGCAGGACAUUGGUUUUCUGGGAGUCGUUUGGGAUCAGGACAGAAUGGCCAGAGUUUUCUUGUGUUGGAUGAGCAAAGGUUUGCAAAAGAGAUUCUUCCUAAGUACUUCAAACACAACAACAUGGCAAGCUUUGUGAGACAGCUAAAUAUGUAUGGCUUCCGUAAAGUAGUCCAUGUUGACUCAGGCAUUGUCAAAUUAGAACGGGAUGGUCCUGUGGAAUUCCAGCACCCAUACUUUAAGCAGGGCCGUGAUGAUUUAUUGGAGCACAUUAAAAGAAAGGUUUCCUCUUCAAGACCUGAAGAAAAUAAAAUCCGUCAGGAAGAUCUGUCUAAAAUCAUAAGCAGUGCUCAGAAGGUGCAAAUUAAACAUGAGACCAUUGAAUCCAGGCUGUCUGCAUUAAAGAGGGAAAACGAAUCUCUGUGGAGGGAAGUGGCAGAAUUGAGAGCAAAACACUUGCAGCAGCAACAAGUCAUUCGAAAGAUCGUACAAUUCAUUGUUACUUUGGUGCAGAAUAACCAGCUAGUGAGUCUAAAACGCAAACGGCCACUACUUCUGAAUACCAAUGGACCUCCAAAGUCCACUAUGUUUCAGCAGAUUGUCAAAGAACCAGCUGACACAAACAAUCCUGUACCACUCAGCAGAACAGAGGGACUAGAGCAGAGGGAACAGAUUUCAGAUGACAUCAUUAUUUAUGAUGUCACCGAUGACAUUGGUGAUGAAGAGACCACUAUGGGUGAAGAAGUAAGUGCUCCAGUUACUCCAGAAACAAAUGAGGAUGCUACUUCGGACUCUUCCAACUGUGGUCUUUCUCCUGAUAUUGUAAUUGUAGAAGAUGAUAAUGAGGAUGACAACAUCCCAGUAAUUCAAGGAGAUAAAAAUACUGAACCAGUCAAUAUUGCGGCAAGUGAUCCCCUCAGUCCUGUCAGUGACAGUACAAGCCCUCUCAUGUCUAGUGCUGUCCAGUUGAACAACCAGUCAACUCUAACUGCAGAAGACCCUGUCUCAAUGAUGGAUUCCAUACUCAGUGAGAAUGGAGUAAUUUCACAGAACAUCAACCUUCUUGGGAAAGUUGAACUGUUGGAUUAUCUUGAUAGUAUUGAUUGCAGUUUAGAGGACUUCCAAGCCAUGUUGUCAGGACGACAGUUCAGCAUAGAUCCAGAUCUCCUGGUUGAUCUUUUUACAAGCUCCGUGCAGAUGAAUCCCACAGAUCAUAUCGGUAAUACAAAAACAAAAGGAAUAGAAACCACAAAGAGUAACGGACCUCAGUCUCCUUCACAGGACACACAAAGUUCCAAGCCCAAAUCAGAUAAACAGCUCAUUCAGUAUACUGCCUUUCCACUCCUUGCAUUCCUUGAUGGGAGUCCAGGUGCAACUGUUGAAGGUGGAAACUCCAUGUCUGAAACUACGUCCUCCCUAGACAAACCCUUAGAAGUGGAUGAGCUUCUAGAAAGCAGCCUAGACCCUGAACCAACUCAAAGCAAAUUAGUGCGACUAGAGCCACUGACUGAGGCGGAAGCAAGUGAAGCCACACUGUUUUAUUUAUGUGAACUUGCUCCUGCACCCAUGGACACAGAUAUGCCAUUCCUGGAUAACUAACCGGGCAGGAACUCUGUAUAUAUUCAUCAAAACAAACUAUUUAUUUAGGAUAUCAUUUGGUAUCCUCCUUGGCUUUUUGGUAAAUACUUUGGUUAGUAUAACCAGCUAAUCUUGAGUCUCUUACACCUUUCUCCACACAAACACAAAUUCAAAGACCUGUUUAAAUAGUUGUUAUACAAAUGACAUGGAUAUAAUUGCAUAUACCAAGUUACGUACAAGUUAUCAAUGUAAUUGCUGACAAAUAUUUGGUAUUUAUAGAUAUUACAAAAAUCCCAGUAAUUUAAUUUCACAGUAACCUUUGUUAUUUUUUGGUUCUAUGUACGAUUGAUUAGAAUAACUGUACUGUGUAGAAGUCAGUGAUUUCUGUAUUUGUUUUCUAUUUUUUACAAACUGUUUUAAAAUGGGGGGGGGGGGGGGGAGAGGAUGAGGGUGAAGAGAAGGAAGGACCAAGGCCUUGACUUGAGUUUUGUGGGGUGUUUUUUCUGGUUGAACUGGGAACAAAGUGCCUGUUAACCUACUUGACUGUUUGGUCCUGCCUUAGUUCUUCAGAGUGAUCAAUCAUUUAUACAUUACAAAGGAAAGAAAUUGAGGCUUUUAUUUAUUAAGAAUGGAGCUACUUGCAUGCAUGAGUACUAGUAAUCUGAACCAUCCACUUUGAUAAAAUAAAUUAUCUAGCUGUGACUUGUUAGGGGUGUAAUUUUACAUUAACUCCAUGGGUCAGUGAAGCUUAGAAUACCUUUUCAAAUCACUGUGGUACUUGAAAAAUAAUGCUGUUCCUAAAGUUAGACUACUAUUGUUUCUAGUACAACAGUCUCAAGAGGGUAGCCCUUUUAAUUCAUCCUAGCAUUGCUGCAAAAGAUGCAGCCUCUUAAUUUUAGAAACAACUUUUAAAACUAGUAAUUUGGGAUAAAUUUCAAGAUGGCAGAUUUCAUGAGCUAUGUACUCUUUAAUACACUAACAUGCUCAUAUAGUAAUAAUAGAUGGGAUGUCUUGAUAAAACAGUAUGAAAUCUGGUUCCCAAGCUAUCUCUGUAUCACUGUUUAAAAGUAUUUGCUGCAUAGAGGUGCCACUCCUUGCUGGGUCCAUGUAGGGCCAGAGAUGUAGCUGAGGGAGCUGUCUAGCAAGGAACUUAGCUUCUGACAGACAUAUACUAUUGGAGGCAGCAACUGAGUCCUGGUGUGUAUUGGGUCCUUUCAGAUACAGAGCCUGCAAUGUAAGGUGGCAGCCAGCAUCUAACUAGUCCCAGUAACACAGUUCAAGCUUAUUGGCUAACUGUAUAAACAGUUAACCUAUUACCUUAAGCCUACAAAUUAGUAGUGUGGCUCUGUGCAAAUGUACAGUAGCAUAACAAACUAGGCUGGGUUACUAGAUUUGCUGUGUAGAUGCUUGGGCUAGAGCCAGUACUCUGGAAGCUUCCACAUGUAGGGUACUAGAGCUCAGGCUGGGGCUUUGACCAUGUAUAGAGCAAUUUUUCAGCCUGACUGUGUCAGCUGACUUAAGCUAGCCAUGGCACUGAGUAGAUUUUCAUCAGUAGACUUUAUAAAAGGUACAGUGCCUCUUUAGUGAAAAAUGCAACUUUUAAGCAAAUCAUUGUUGAACAAAUCCAGUUUUGCCUUAAGGCUUAAUAUACAGGGGAGGAGUUAAGUUUCAAGGAAAUGGUUUUGCCCAAAGCCCUAUAUAAAACCAGUAUGUUUCAAACAGUUUUAAAAUGCAAUAGUGAAGAAAAUGGGUGCAUGCAGGACUAGCAGUGCAGCUCCUUAGCUGAACUGUGUGUACCUACCUGAGAGAGCUGCCCCAGCAGUGACUGUGGGCAUGACAGCCAGAUGCCACCUGUGUGAUCAUGGUCUUUCUUAGGAUGUCUAGUAGCAUGGUCCCCUAGUGCAACUGGCAUGGAGAAAGAUGGAAGAAGGCAAGGUGUGCCACUUGUGCUGCAGCUAGUUCUAGGAAUAGAAUAGAUCCAUCUGCACAUGAUUGAUGACCCUUGGCAACACACUGAAAGUAGAUAUAUAUCCUGCCCUCCUUCUGAGCCAAGCCCCAGACAGGGAAAUGCCUUUUUAGCUAUGCCUUCAGUAAUCUCUAGGCAUGAAAGGGAUCACUGUACAUAGGUGCUGCUCCUAAUGGUGUCCCUGUGGGAGGGGAAGGGCAGCUUAGCCUGGCUUUGCAGUUUUAGCUACUUUGACUGCAGCUCUGAUAGGGAAACUUAUCUCAAGGCCCCCAGAGGUCAGUAACCCAGGGAGGUGCAGCUAACCAGGAGCUGUUUUCCCCUGUAAAACUUAAUUUGUCCAAGCUGCCCUGUGUGGUUUUUAUCACACUUCAGCAGAGUGGGCAAGGGAAUGAAACAAGGCAGGGCUAUUGCUGUGUGCACCCCCGGCUGCAGCCAUGUAAAUUGUCUUAGUACUUGGUGUCAGGUCCUAUUCCAGGGGGAGGUGGAAGGAGUGAAGCUGGAUCACAAAGCAACUGCGUCACUGAGAAUGGGUACCAUGGUGUUUACAAGCUAGGGAUGUUAAAUAGGCAAUGGGAUUGCUAUUGACUAUUCAAUUAUUUGAUAAGGACUAGUGCAUCUUCUAUCUUGGAAAUAUACAAGAUCCCCAACAGGGGCUCUUGAGCAUUUCAAAGCUUUAAAUGCCACCUGGAGCCUAGUGCCACUGGAGAGUCCCCCUGCUGAGGCUAUGCUCCAGCCAUGCUUCUGCUUUGAAAUGUACAGGAGUAUCAGCUUGGGCUCUUGUAACAUUUCAAAGGGGAAGUGCUGUUGUGCCCCUGCCCAUGGAGCUGGAGGGAACUGGCUUUUAAGCUAUCUCCUCCCAGCAUCCCCUCCCCUCCUUGCUGCUGCUGAUAGUUUAGUCACUUCCCUCUUCUCUCCCCCCCAAAAUCUGAUAAACUUUUGCUUAUUGGAUAGUCAAAUGAGUUACUUACAUAUCUAUUACAAACAUGCUGAGAGGUGCCCCAAUCUUACCCUGCACAGAUCCAGCCCACUGCAGACAAUGAGGCAGGUAAGCUAUGAAGGCCCUUGAGCAUCAGGCAAGGGGAGGUAAGUGCUGAUCCAUGGAGCUGUUGGCAGUGCCAGCAGGCCCCAUGAGGCUUAGUGGAGCUUUGGGGUGGGGGAGGGAAGAGAGGAGAGAGCAAGGGCUGGCAGCAAGUUGUGCAAUGCUUUAUUAUAAAGUCACCACUCUUCUGGAGAUUUCUGCAGGCAUGAACCACAGCCAUGACCUAAGGGAGCAUUGCACAACUUUAAACAAGUAUGUUCUGUAAUGGAGCACUGCCAUAACCUCAAAGUAAUGUCAAGUGGUAGGAUGUGAAGUGAGUUACUGUAUUUAGAAAGCUAAUGCUGCAGCCUCAUUGAGUAGCCACUAUCCUGUUCAAACAAGUAGCUGCUAGAAAGCAUAGCAGCCCAGUGAGGUUUUUUGAGAUAUAAAAGUAGUGGACUGCUAUACCAAGGAAAUAAAAUACCUAGUAAUGUUGGGGCAUGACAAGAUAUACUAAAGCCUUUAUGGGUUGAUUAAGCAUCAAGUUAAUUUCACUAAACAUUGCUAGUAUCUAAUUAAAAGCAGACCCUAAAAAAAGUUGCAUACAAAGCUUUAUUCAUAGAAUAAUAGGACUGGAAGGGACCUUGAGGUCAUAGAGUCCCGCCCUCAAGGCAGGACCAAGCUCCAUCUACA
Pelodiscus sinensis (Chinese soft-shelled turtle) is the source of this 5483-nucleotide messenger RNA. The record is from RefSeq and is a predicted model, not a curated record. Lineage: Eukaryota; Metazoa; Chordata; Testudines; Trionychidae.